Molecule: messenger RNA, 2525 nt
Organism: Anguilla anguilla (European eel)
Lineage: Eukaryota; Metazoa; Chordata; Actinopteri; Anguilliformes; Anguillidae
Gene: casq1b
Product: calsequestrin 1b
Exons: 12
Coding region: 209-1573 (454 amino acids)
Biological process (GO): regulation of skeletal muscle contraction by regulation of release of sequestered calcium ion
Cellular component (GO): sarcoplasmic reticulum lumen
Molecular function (GO): calcium ion binding
Source: RefSeq, a predicted model, not a curated record
GCGUACUUUUGACCGGCCCCCCAGCAGAGACCACAGCCUGUUCUCUCCUGCUGCUGCUUGCUGUCACACCCCCUCCUGGCGCUCUCCUCUGUGCACCUGCUUUUUUAAAAAGGGGGGUUUGUGACCACUGUCUGAUCUGGGACCUCCCUGCCAUUGAGGGGGUCCUGCUCUUUCCUUUAGGGGUGCGUUUUACUGCAGGUGAGGAGCCAUGAAGUGGAGCUGGGUGCUUUUGGGGGUUCUGCUCUCUUUUGGGGGGCUGUCCUGGGGGGAGAUAGGGCUGGAUUUCCCCGAAUACGAUGGAAAGGACCGGGUCCAUGACCUUAACUCCAAGAACUACAAGUCAGUGAUGAAAAAGUACGAUGUGAUGGUCAUCUACUACCACCAGCACGUGGGAGAGAGCCGGCUGGCUAAGAAGCAGUUUGAGAUGGAGGAGCUGGCCUUGGAGUUGCUUACCAGUCCUGUUGCCCUGACUUACCAGCUUGCUGCUCAGGUCCUGGAUGACCUUGAUGAUGAAGACAUUGGUUUUGGCCUCAUUGAUGAGAAGAAGGACAAGGUUGUCGCCAGAAAACUGGGUCUGGAUGAGGUGGAGAGCAUCUAUAUCUUCUCUGACGAUGAGAUCAUCGAGUAUGAUGGCGAGCUGGCAGCUGACACCCUGGUAGAGUUCCUCUAUGAUGUAAUUGAAGACCCAGUGGAGAUUAUUGAUAAUGAAAGAGAACUGAAAGGGUUCCAUAAUCUCGAUGAAGACAUCAAACUGGUCGGCUACUUUAAGAGCGAGAAGUCUCCUUACUUUGUGGAGUUUGAGGAUGCAGCUGAGGAGUUCCACCCCUUCAUUAAGUUCUUCGUCACUUUCGACUCCAAGAUUGCUAAGAAGUUAAAGUUGAAGAUCAAUGAGGUGGACUUCUAUGAGCCCUUCAUGGACGAACCUGUCGCAAUCCCUGGAAGACCCUACACUGAGGCUGAGCUGGUUGAUUUCAUUGAAGAACAUGACAGACCAACUCUGAGGAAACUGGAGCCUCACAGCAUGUAUGAGACAUGGGAGGAUGACAUUGAUGGACAGCACAUUGUUGCCUUUGCAGAGGAGGAUGACCCAGAUGGUUAUGAAUUUCUAGAGAUUCUGAAGGAAGUGGCUCAGGAAAACACAGACAACCCUGAUCUCAGUAUCAUCUGGAUUGAUCCGGAUGAUUUCCCCCUGCUUGUGCCCUACUGGGAGAAGACGUUCGACAUUGACCUGUCCUCCCCACAGAUUGGUGUCGUUGAUGUUGAAGAUGCCGAUAGCGUGUGGAUGGAGAUGGAUGAUGAUGAAGACAUGCCCACUGCAGAUGAGCUGGAGGACUGGAUCAAUGAUGUGUUGGCCGGCAGAAUCGAUCCUGAUGAUGAUGAUGAUGAUGAUGAUGAUGAUGAUGAUGAUGAUGACGACGAUGAUGACGACGAUGAUGAUGAUGAUGACGAUGACGAUGAUGAUGACGACGAUGACGACGAUGACGACGACGACAACGAUGACGACGAUGACGACGAUGACGACGACGACGACGAUGAUGAUGAUGAUGAUGAUGAUGAUGAUGAUGAUGAAUAGAUUUUUGCGUUCAUCUUGUGAUUUGUUUGGCCAGGUCUGGUCAGAUGUCAUCACAGAUGUUAAAGCCCUAAGUCACCGGUGUCUUUACACUUCCCUCCUCCCUGUCAUCUCAAACUCAUCUCCUGUCUUAUUUGUGUAAAAGCCACUUCCUGUCUCACCAGCCACACUUGGAAAGUCCCUCUGAGGUCCAGCCUCUCUCAUCUGACGACAGGUUUUAGGCCUCCAUGUUUGCCUGAUGUCAGAUCUCAGAUAUCACAAACAACGCUGAGUCAUGUUCACUGCUGCCUGAUGUAAACCCACAGAGCAUUGAAAAGGAGGUCCACUCACUGUUCUUCCAAACCAGCAGCUCACCAGCCAGGUCUUUCAACUGCUCACUCGCUUCUCAGGAAAACUGAAAGCGUGCUGUGUAAAGAUUAAUUUCUAUAUUUUAAAGGGGGCAUGUCCUCCUGCUGAGACAGCCAGAGAGUUUAUGUUGGUGUUGCUGUGUGUGCGCCACCCCCACUUCUUCCAGUCACAACACACAAGGGCUGACCAGGGCCACGCCCCCUUUCAUCUGUCACAUGACACACAAUGGCUGACCAGGGCUACACUCCCUUUUAUCUGUCACAUGACACACAACGGCUGACCAGGGCCACACCCCCUUUAUCUGUCACAUGACACACAAUGGCUGACCAGGGCCACACCCCCUUUUAUCUGUCACAUGACACACAAUGGCUGACCAGGGCCACACCCCCUUUUAUCUGUCACAUGACACACAAUGGCUGACCAGGGCCACACCCCCUUUUAUCUGUCACAUGACACACAAUGGCUGACCAGGGCCACACCCCCUUUUAUCUGUCACAUGACACACCACAGCUGACCAGGGCCACACCCCCUUGACCUGUCACUUGAAAUACUGUAAAUCAACAUAAAUUGUUCAUUCUGGUAAAAAAAAAAAAAAAAAAAAAAAAAA